Molecule: messenger RNA, 5339 nt
Organism: Cyprinus carpio (common carp)
Lineage: Eukaryota; Metazoa; Chordata; Actinopteri; Cypriniformes; Cyprinidae
Product: bromodomain-containing protein 2-like
Biological process (GO): chromatin remodeling; regulation of DNA-templated transcription
Cellular component (GO): nucleus; chromatin
Source: RefSeq, a predicted model, not a curated record
AAAUUAGGCGUUUUGGGUUUAAAUAAUUCAUAGACCACGAACAAUUUGACCGGUUUAGCGUUGUGUUUUGUUCCCACAGUCUGACAUUGUUUCAGUGUAUCUGUAACCUUGGCGGUGGGGGAUGGGCGGCAGCAUAUUUGACUAAAAAUCCGUUGUUCUAUUACCGUUUACACUUAAAAAAUCGUUUUAAAAUACAGGUUGUCGUGUCGUAUUAAUAUACUUUCAAGCGUCUAACAUUUGGUAAUGGUUUCUGUAAGAAAAUCCUUUAAUCAGUGUAUUUCAAGUGUCCUCUAAAAAAGUAAUAAUUCUGAUUUGAAAACCUAGGCGAGAUUUGUUAGUAAUUAUGACCUUUUAUUAUAACAAGCAAAGAUUUUAGGGAAAUCAGACGUGUUUUCGGUGUUGUAGAUGAUUUUGGCUUUGGUAGUUAGAGCUCGACGCUGGCCUAAAUGCGGUAAUCUCUUUUUUUCUAGGAUUUUGUGUACAAUUUUAAUGUAACUCGUAUAUUUACAUAACCUCUGACCAAUUUAAGUGAGUUUAAACAUAUUUUUGUGGUAAUCGUGUUGUAACUACUGCGUGUCGUCGUUUGAAAAACCAAAGUUGCUGCGUCAUUUUAUGGAGGGCACUCCUUGUCGGCCAUGUUGGAUCGACACAGAGGGCAUCGCCUUUUUUGUUUGCUUGUUUUAAUAUUGGGUCUGAGUUUGCGACUUGUUUUCUUACACUGUGUUAAAAAGUCGAGUUUUUAAUGAGACGUAUCAUUUUGUUUAUUUUAGGCCGGUUUGCCGUUUUCGUUACUUCCUACUGUACAUCACGAGGUGGCCGAGUUUAGAUGCUGGGGCUUUUAUGUGGUAUUUUUGUGAUUUUUCAGGCAGUGUAUGUGUGCGUGCCGCAUUUGUCUGUUACGCGUGACUGAUCGGCUGAGCCAAUGGGGUGUCUCCAACCUGCUCUCGAGGAGCGCGCCUUAGUUCUGAGCAGCCAAUCAGCGAAGUGUGUUGACGUAACACAAAACUGUUGAGAAACGCAGCGUUACUGGAAAUGUUACCGCGUGUUUGAGUGUUUUAAAUUAUUCGCGGAAAUGUUUGACUGAAUGUUUGUCUCAUAUCUAUAGCAGUGGCGUUGCUUAGGCAAGUGUUUUUUGCGAAAUAAUCUGAUUUAAAUCCGCAAAUCGUGCUCCGGGGGAUGUGUGGGUGUGGCCUAUUUGAUUGACAGCUAGAGCGGCCAGUAGAAUUCGCGUAGGCGUGUACGUAUGGCGUUACAUCAGCCAAUGGAGCCGUCGAUGGGUUUAUAAAAACACGGGCGGAGCCUCAACGUCGCCAUUUCAUUGUAGCUCUGAGCUGGAGAAUAGAGGAAGUCAGGAAAACAGGGCCAAGAAACUCCGAUCCGCGAACGAAACCGGUUUAUAAACAGAAUCCGGAUCCAUCCCGAUGGAGACGGCCAUUAGCCCGCCCUUUGACAGCUCUCUGGGCGGGGGCGACGGCAUGCAGGGGGUCAUCAUGAUGGAGCAGACCAUCUCCACUCCCGGCAAACGCAUCCGCAAGCCGUCGCUGCUGUAUGAGGGGUUUGAGGGACCUGCUCUGCCCCAGGUGCCUCAAUUCGGGCCCCCUCAACCCCCUGUUCAGGACCCCGCUCGACAGGGCCGCAUGACCAACCAACUGCAGUUCCUCCAGAAGGCUUUGCAUAAGACGUUGUGGAGGCAUCACUUCGCCUGGCCUUUCCAUGAGCCGGUGGACGCUACCAAGCUCAACCUGCCUGAUUAUUACAAAAUCAUUAAACAGCCCAUGGAUAUGGGAACUAUCAAGAAAAGACUGGAACACAAUUAUUACCGCAGUGCCAGCGAGUGCUUGCAGGAUUUCAACACCAUGUUUACCAACUGCUACAUCUACAACAAGCCAACAGAUGACAUUGUCCUGAUGGCUCAGUCUCUGGAGAAGGCUUUCCUGCAGAAGGUCGCACAGAUGCCCCAAGAGGAGGAAGAGAUUCCUGCACCUGUCCCGAGGGGCAAACAGGGCAAACCUAAAAAAGGCCACAAAUCAAACUCAGGUGGAUUCACGACAGCUCAUCAGGUCCCUGCUAUAUCUUCCGUGUCCCUGUUGGCCUACUCCCCUCCCACUCCAGACACCCCAGACUCGGUCUUCUCCACCCCACCGCAGACGCUUAUAACCAAGACUUUGCCUCCCACUUCACACAGCACCCCUGCAUUGAUGGGCCUACCUCCUACCCAACCGACUGCAAAGAAAAAGGGUGUCAAGCGCAAGGCAGACACGACCACCCCCACCACCACAGGCAUGCCGCUCACUAUGGGUGUAAGUGGCUUGGGUCUCGGCAUGGGCGGAGGUGACUCCCUGCUCACCCUCUCUGCUUUGAGUGCCGACCCCAAACAGAGCCUAUCCCUCGGCCUUGGCAUGGGCAUGGGAAUGGGCCUUGCUGGAGGCCUGGUUGGAGACAAAGUACCGGCAAGACGAGGUGGCAGUGGCAGGCCCAUCAAACCACCACGAAAAGACUUGCCGGACUCCCAGAACCAACAUCAGCCGGUGCGGCGCGGGAAGAUGAGCCAGCAGCUACGGUACUGCAGCACGAUUCUCAAAGAGCUGCUGUCGAAGAAGCACGCGGCCUACGCCUGGCCCUUCUACAAGCCGGUGGAUGCUUCCUCACUGGGACUGCACGACUAUCAUGAUAUAAUCAAAUAUCCCAUGGAUCUAAGCACAAUUAAGAGGAAAAUGGAUCAUCGGGAGUACAGGGAUGCAUUGCAGUUUGCUGCUGACAUCAGGCUAAUGUUCUCAAACUGUUACAAGUACAAUCCCCCAGAUCACGAUGUGGUGGCCAUGGCUCGAAAAUUACAGGAUGUCUUUGAGUUCCGCUUCGCCAAGAUGCCAGACGAGCCCCUGGAGUCCCACCCACCUGCGUCCCUGGGUGGCGGCCUGGGCAGUCACUCCUCCUCUUCCUCCUCCUCCUCCUCCUCGUCAUCAGAGAGCGACGCGAGCAGCGAGAGUGAGAGCGAGAGCAGCCCGAGCUCGGACAGUGAGGAGGAGAGAGCGCAUCGCCUGGCCCAGCUUCAGGAACAGGUGUGUACACAGUUGAGGGCGGUGCACGAGCAGCUGGCCGCGCUCUCCUCUACACCCAUCAUCAAGCCCAAGAAGAAGAAAGAAAAGAAAGACAAGAAGAAAAAGAAGAAGCCGGAGAAACACAAGCGGGCCAGGAGUAUGAUGGAGGAUGAGGUACUCGUCCGGCCGGCGAAAACGCCAAAACCCUCCAAGACGCCAAAGAGCAGGAGCAACAGCAAAGCAGCGAGCUCCACUCAGGGCAAGAAGGGCUCCAAUAAGAAGAGCAGCAAGAGCAAAUCCUCAAAGAAAUCUCAAGCCCCCUCUUUUAACUCUCACCAAAUGAGCCAAGGCGGUCUUACGCCACACUACGACUCUGAGGAGGAAGAGGAGACCAGCCCCAUGAGCUACGAUGAGAAGCGGCAGCUCAGUCUGGACAUCAACAGGCUGCCGGGCGAGAAACUGGGCCGCGUCGUUCACAUCAUCCAAUCACGAGAGCCCUCGCUGCGUGACACCAACCCCGAGGAGAUCGAGAUCGACUUUGAGACGCUCAAGCCAUCCACGCUGCGUGAGCUGGAGCACUACGUCAUGAUGUGCUUACGCAAGAAACCACGGAAACCUAGCGUGUCUGUCAAAGGCACUGCAGGAAAAUCCCGUGAGGAACUGGCUCUGGAGAAGAAGAGAGAGCUGGAGAGACGACUGCAGGACGUCAGCGGCCAGCUCAACUCCGCCAAGAAACCACAGAAAACCAAAGUGGAGAAGCCCACUGGGGUGGAGGCUCAUGCCGUGGCGUCUCGUCUCAGCGCCAGCAGCUCCAGCUCAGACUCCUCCUCCUCAUCCUCCUCGUCCUCCUCCUCUGACACCAGUGACUCGGACUCAGACUGAAAGAACGGACAUCAAAUAAAACAUGCACUCCAUCCCAGAAUAGAAUAGAGUUCUGCUCUUAAUAACAGUAACUGAUGAGAUAUUUAAAGAAGAGCAGUGUUUCUCUUUAGAUGUAGAAGCAGGUCAAAGAGAAUUCUGGGAAAUGUUGGAUGGAGAAGGAACAAAGCAGACCAAGGCAUCGUCCUUUCUGUUAGUCCAUCCUUCUUUACUUUGUGUAUAUACAUGUACAAAGAUAUAUAAAUAUCUAUUUUCUUUUAUAAAGAAGAAUUUUAAUCAAUUCCCUGGUAGGGAAGAAAACAAAAAUCUGACUUUUUCUUUUGUGAAUAUUUUGUUGCUUUCUCUUUCCAUCUUUUCGUUUGACCCUUUAGUAGUUUGUCCUAAAGAAAACAAAAGGCUUGGAGUGGAAACUGCUGUCACUUUUGUUUGCAUGAGCGAGUGUGUGUGAUGUGUGCCACUGAAUCCCGUGGUUUCCUCUUUACACACUUUGCACAUACAUGGAUGUGUUGUGCUUGUUGUGCAUUUGAAUGAAAAAACAAAGCUCCACCUGUUCAAAUGGCAUCUGUACACCCAGAAGUUAUGAGAACAGGGAAUGCACCCGUCUCUGUCCGAUGGGCGAGCUGUUGUCUUUAGUGGCGUGUUUAAACUUGAAUCUGAUAACUUUCCACCCAGCCUGCUUUAUUCCCUGUGGUCAAAUGAAUAAGUUCAAAUCUCCAGUGUUUUAUAUACAAACAUGCAGAAUCUUGCUCUUUGAAUUAAGAUGGGCCACAUGAGCAUUUGGUUUAUUUUUGGAUGCAUAAAUUAUUUUUGUGUUCAUGUGGUUUCGGUCUCGAUUUCUAGAGCAUAACAGAGUCUUAGAUGCACUAUGAGAGGUGCACAGCUGCUUAAUUAGGUGUUGAUGUGAAUACUGUUUGUAAAUCUUGAUUUUUGAGUUUAAGUCUGGUUUUGUUUUAGUGUGUUUAUUAUUAUUCGCACAGAGAGUUAAUGCACAAUUUAUGGUUUUAACAAAGUGACCCUCAUAUUUAAAAAUUAAAUACUUGGAAAUAUAGGUUCAGUUUCAUAACACAACAUUAACAACCAAAUUUGACGUUUGUAUUUUUAAUUUUUUUUUUCUUCCAAAAUUUGUACAUAUGUAACAGUUUCAUGACCUCGCAGCUUGCAUCUGUCAAUAUGACCUGAUUUCUGUUCCCUGCAUUAUUUUUUUCUUUGUUUUCUACUGUCUUCAGCUCUUCUCUUUAGUAUUGUGGCUGUUUUUUUCCACAGCUCGUUGUGUGUUUUUUUUUUAAGAAGGCAACAGCAAAACAUAGCCAUGAAAUGAAACCUCAAGCUGUAAGCAUCAUCUCAACCGAUGCUUCAUGCGAUCAUUAUUCUCAUCUGAAAAAUGUCACGUUAAUAAAGAGGAUGAGAUAUCCUUAAAACAAA